Molecule: messenger RNA, 1923 nt
Organism: Athalia rosae (coleseed sawfly)
Lineage: Eukaryota; Metazoa; Arthropoda; Insecta; Hymenoptera; Athaliidae
Exons: 5
Coding region: 578-1891 (437 amino acids)
Source: RefSeq, a predicted model, not a curated record
CAGACAAGUAUGUCGCAUAGAGCUAUACCGCACGUGGAUGUGAAUUCGACGCAGUUCCACCGCUCGCUGGUGAACGUAACUUCGGAGUGCGUGUGCCGUAAUCUUCGAUCUAUACGGUUCUCCGAGUCACGACCGUUCCAGUUUCUUUUCCAUCGCCAGGGACCUAACAAAAAAAUAACUAGUCGUCGUCAUCGUCAUCGUUACAGUUGUUGUCGUCGAAUGCUGCGUCUCGUCGAUUCGGCGGUAUGGAUUCGGCUGUUUCAGCGCUCUACUCGUUGACCGAUGAUCGGUCUCCAUGCUCGUUGUCAGACUGUAAGUGAGCCUCCCGAAUCACGGAGUCGGACCCCGGGCAUUGUUCGCCGCGCAUUCGCAUCUCCUUCUCCAUUGCGUUCCCCGUCUCCGUCUCGCGAACAAAUUCAAGUCACAAGAGGGGAGGGGAGGGGGGGUGGCGAGCGUAUGUCGUUGGAUAAUAAAUUGGUGGCGAGGCCCAAGGUCUUCGGGCCAGUCGGAGACCAGCGGGGAAACUAGUUGGCCUCACCUAUCGCCGAGGCGGCAACGUUCGCCAUGGUCGAGGAGGAUGAAAAAAUCACCAUCGAGCGAAGAUCUGGUCGCAAUUCCCGGCCGAGUUGAGAGAAACAAGGAGUAUGCAAGGGGCUCGGCUGGACCGAGCGAACGCGACCACGUAAGGUUUCCCGAAGUCGAACGGACAACCGGGAAAAGAAAACUGGCGGGACUCGCUGCGUUCGAGAUGAGGGCUAGUCCAACAAUGGAUCCCGAUAGAAUAAAUCUUAGGAAUGGAAAACGGCGUAAUGUCAAAGUGUUGGACGACGAGGCUGCACGCAAUUCUUCAAAGGAAGCCAGAAGGAAUGCCGAGAUCGACGUACUCGACUCCGCGAAGAGGCGAAGAAGUGUUACCGGAUCACAAACAGCGAGCUCUGCAAAGUUUCCGGGGGUGAAGCUGAACUUGAGUUUGUCGAUUCGCAGCCCCCAGCUGGACGUGGGGCGAGUCUUUCAAUGCAGUCGAGGAAACGAGUCGCAAUUUACGAAGGCGGGGUCUAUCGCCGAGUUCAAGAGGGACGUGUUAAAAGAGCGAGAACGGAAGCGACGGAUGAACGUCCGUAUGCGCGAUAUUUUUGAUGCAGAAAAAAUCCAGGCGAUGUCGAGGAGAGUCAGCGAAAUCGACUUCGAUAGGCUGAAAAUUGGCGGCGAUUCGCACGAUGAACGAUCCGAGGUCAGCUUCGUCAGAAACAUGUCCUCGAUGACGCUCUUCGACGGCAAUUACAGGGAGCCCAAAUCUGAUUGCGGCACCGCUGACGACGACGGCGAAAUAAACUACGCAAGGCCUGAAAUGCCCAAACGCAAGGUUGCCGGUAGACUGAAGAACUUCCUAAUUCAGAAAGACCGGGACGCUGGCUCACUCCUCGAGGAAUCGUCGCAAAUCAAGUCGGAAGCAACGGACUUCGUGGACUCCGACAUGGCCACCAAAGCUCACUGCCUGAAAAUUUGCGACGAGACCGGCGAAACGGUGGGGGAAUUCGAAGGGAAUUGUCGGAGAGUCGAAUAUUGUACAAACGAUUUGACGACGAGUUUGAACGCAGUCGCUGAGGGGUUUUUUGCCGGGGUGUAUCGCCUUCGACGUCGAAUGUACGGAAAUGACAAAGUCAAAGUUCGAACGAGGUGGAGAUCUCAGAGCGGAUUCGAGGAGGUUCUCGAGCAUGUCGAAUCCAGGAAAAUUAGAUUCGUCGCGAUUGCUCCAGAUCUCGUAGGAAGCUGCGAUUGCCCAGGAGCUAGUCGACGAGGUUCUAAGCGAGUCGACGCUCGCGAGGGCUCCUUUUCAGAUUCAAUCCCAGGUCUCGAGGGAAUCCGGGCAGCUUGCAGAGGACCAUUUUAAGAAGUAUUCGGAAGAAACGCCGCUGUCACCGG